CACCGCCGCGCCACUAUCAGAACUCGUCGUUAGUACCGCGGUCAGAUUCAGCGGGUGGAAAAGAAUCAUUUAAUACAUUGAAAACGAGAAAAUCACAAACGGGAAGUAUCGUGACGUUUUUUUUUUGUGAAAAUCGCAACGGCAUUAUUGAUUUAAAAAUGUGACAAUUAAUGUCGGCCAAGCUACGAGUGGAACGCUUUAAAGACUGCCGUCCCCUCUGAAAUCAGAUCAGUGAUAAAAUAGUGGUGGAGGUUCGUUAUAUUACAAAAGCGUUGAAUAUGUGGUGGCUAGACUGUGUUACGUUGGACUUAAACGUCAAUACUCACGAGCCGGGUGAAGUUCCUGAAACCUCGACUACUGGGCGAUAAAACAUCUCACGAAUUCUGAAAUUAUCCUCGAUUCUCACCCUGUUACGUAGAAUACGACUUAACUUAUCGACAUUAAAUAAAAAAGAGGCCAAUAUCAUGGCGCUAGUCAUGCUGCCUUGUGAUCUGCCGUGGUGGGCAACAGUUGUUAAACAGCUGGAUUUAGUUGCAGAUGCUAAAAACUCUGAACAACUCUUAGAUGCGAUGCAUCAACUACACGACAUGUGCAACAUAAGUUUGGAUCCUGACGAGGAUGUUCAAGACCCAAACUUGUUUACCGAACUGGCAAAAUUCAUUGAUGAGGACUUGACAAUUGCGGAACGAGAAAAGAUUUUCACCAAAACAAUACCCCGGCUGGUCCAACUUGCAAAGUCUCUCAAGUCCACCAAACCUCCACAAGGAUUACAUUUCAGCCUACAGCAACAAACUGACAACAUUGAGUACAGUUACAAGUUUGUUUCAUCACUUAUAGCAAAUGCAUUUUUUUCAACCUACCCGAAAAGGACAAAAAAAACUCAUCCCACAUUACAAGAUUUUAACUUUACUAACUUCUUCAAACACCUUCACAUAAACAGUCAGAAGGCGAAGUUGAGAAGUAUAUUUGCCUACUUUGAUUUCUUGGAUGAGGAAUCGGCACUUGAUGGGAAACUCGUAGUUUCCAGACAGGUGAUGACUUCAAAACAGUGGCUGACGAUUGAAGACUGGCUAGAGAGCAGCGUUCCUCUUUGCCCUCUGACCAUUCGUCACGAAGGGAGAGUUGAGAGGGCUGAAGCCAAUUUGUUACAUGUAUGCUUCACCAGCGCACGACUUGGCGGCGGAGUUCUAAGCAACGAAGUAAAUCAAGAAAGUAUUCAAAUGGCAACGCAUCCAGAACUUUUGGCUACAUUGCUAUCAGUUGAAGCAUUGGAAGACAAUGAGAUUCUGAUAGUAGAAGGGGCCAGACACAUUUCUAGAAUAGGUGACCCAAAACAUAGAUCAACCUUUGAGAGUAUACCAAAGCCAAAUAUGGUAACAAUAUGUUGUAUGGAUGCAGAGGACUAUUCAACUAUGCCAUUGACACAGUACGAGGAAGACAAUGUCUUACGAGAAAUGAACAAAUCUUUGUUGGGAUUCAGGCAAAGACACGUUCCCACAAGCCCUACCGAUCCUGUCAAAUUAGAACCAGAUCCAGGAGCUCGAAGGCUAUCACCUAUCGGAGAAAGUUUCAGCAGUACCCCACCUGAGGCUGAAGAAAAGCCCAUAGAAACAUGUAAUAAUAACAUAAAAGCACCAAUAAAUAAGGAAUCAAUCAUAUCUAAUGAGAUCGAGGUGAGAACAAGACCCAACGGUAAAUCUGUUCGGUCCCCAAGCCCUGUUAAUACAACAGGCUGCAGCAAUAGGAGGGGUCGAUUUAUUGUUCUUGGUUCAAGCGGCGAGGUUUUACCUGUAACGAGAAAGUCUCUGGGUCAAAUGUCAGUUUACAGCAGUUGCAACAGCCAGAGUACUGAUAGUUUUCACAGUGCAAAAGAAACUAUUGAAGAGGAACAAGAGGAAGACGAGGAACAAAAAUUAACAAGGCGAUACAGCACGCAGUUAGACACACUGGAACGUAGAGGGACAUUUGCUCAGAGGUUGAAAGAUGCACUAAGACGUGAAAGUACUGCGACAGGAACAACUUCUUCAAUUUCAUCAGUAGAGAGUAGUUAUGCUGUUGGUAUAAGUGUGGCUGGGAGUCAUGUUGGCGAUGAAGAUAUUAAAGUCAAAAGAGGCGGAUCAAGAGGUUUUGUUCUAAGAGAUGAUACAGUGGACGAAGACUUUUUAAAAGAAUCAUUGGAGGCUGAGCAGAAGUGGCUUGGAAGAUUUCGACAAAGUCAACAUCCAAUGCUGCAAAGAAGAGACACUAAUGCCAGUAGCAAGUACAGUUUCAGUACAGAGUACAGCUCAGAAUUUUCGUCAGAACUUGAAGAAGUUUAUGAACAACUGUCGAAGUGGCUAGAAGAUCCAAUAGUUGCUGAUGAAAACCGCGAACUGGAUGCUAGAGAUAGGGCUGUUGUGAGAUUCGCUGGUUCGUUACUCAAGAGAGCGCUCAGUGAAUCAUUUGCUGGAGUUCCUGUCCAGGAGGGAGAGCCGCAAGCUUUAAUUGGUUCCGAAGAUGUACAACAGAGGCACAAACUUGCUUUAGCAGUCAGAAGCUUAAGUUUAGAGCUUGCACGUCACAAGCACAAAAGACAACAAUCGGUUUCCGAAGGUGAGUACCACACAAAUUAUGAAGAUGCUCUGAGUGAAGAUCCGAGUAUUGCCAAAGACGUGCGAUCAUCCCAGCGCAGGAAGCUAUGGGUGAUUUCUUUUACAUCUGAAGUGAGACAGACCCUGGUCGAUGACAAGGCAACAAUAUCCCUGCCGCUAAAUGUAGUAGCAGAAAUCAAUAUGGACAAACCAAUGAACGAAGAAGGGAAACUAGCAGAAAGUUACCAAAUCGAAUGUGUAUCACAAAGUUUAGGACAAGAAUCGAGCACACAGGAAGCCAUGGUGUUACCUGGGAGCAAAAUUGCGACACCAGUAAUCGAUGUGCCCAGAGAAAGCAGUCCGCAAGCUGGUGGCUUAUUGCCAGUUGUGACUGGUAAUUGGGGUUGCGGUUCGAGAUUAAAAGGUGAUCAUCAACUAAAACUAGUCAUACAAUGGCUGGCGGCGUCUCUUGCAGGUGUUCCUAGACUAAUCUACUACACAUCAGGACAUCCUAGCCUAUCAAAGUUGGACACGGUAAGUAGGGUAUUGGUUGACAGACACUGGACAGUUGGAGAUCUUGCUACAGCAACUUUGAGAUUUGCAGUAAAGACAAUAGAGGAAAGAAUUGAAGGAAGAAAUAGCCUUUUCGAAGAAUUAAUUGGAAUGGAUAAACCGAGCCCUUAGCCCAACACUAUGCUGUCUGUUCUAGUGGAUGUUUUAGCCACUAUGAUCGAGGAUAGCUUACGAAUCGAAUAAGAUGUUAUAAGUGAUUAGAACAAGCAAACAUUGUUUUAAAAUACUAGUUGCAAAUUGGGGGCUCAUUAUUUUCAGUUCAAGUUUUUUUCUCAGGCUUUAACGAUAAUAUCGUAGAAUUUACAAACUAAAAGAUGCCAACGAUAAAUAGAAUGAGUUCUACAAAUGAUAUAGUAUUUGAAAUCGAAGUGAAAAAUUGCAUAUUGUUACUGAUAAACGAGAAUAAAAAUUAUUGAAACAAUAGUAAUAUAACUUUGAGAUAGGCGAAAACGGUUAACUAAUCUAUAAGGUCAUAGAAAUUAAGAUCUAAGAAAAAUAUUUUCAGUUACAAUUUUAACGAUUCUCUUUAACUGAUUUGUUUGUACAUAACGAUGAAGAAUUAUUUGAGCAAGACAAAUAAUUGAUAGUUUGAAAAAACACGAAUCGCAAAUAGUGUGAAGUAAAUAGCGUGACUUUUAUAUCACAAACUAAAUAGCAUAUCACAGUUCAAUAAGGGAAGAGAGAUGAAAUCUCGAAACAAGAUCAAAUAAUAAUAGAAUGCACAAAUUGAUUGAUAAAAUUAUUUUUUCUAAAUUAACAAGUAAAAUCUUUAGUGAACAGUAAGUGAAGCGGGUCGUAUGAAAAAGUAUGAAGCUUGUAAAAGGCAAUAAUUAAAGAGGCACAAUAUACACAUACAUUAUAUGCUAAGUACUACAUAUAUUUUGUACAGUAAUAUUUAUAAUAAACCAAUACGAAAUGUCAAAAAAAAAAUAAUAAUAAUAAUAAUAAAAACAAUGAAUAAAAGUGAUUGAAUUUUUAGAAAAAACUUUUAGACAUGCUCUGUAGUGUUUCACUGUUGUGAACAUAUACGUAAGCUUUUAUACAGAAGCACACGUUUGAAAUAAAAAACCAAUAAUGCUAAUUUUUGUCACUCUUCUGUAGUUUAUUGAUAGAAACGUUGAAGAAAAAACAUAAAAUUGAAGAUAUAAAAUAAAUUUAAAUAAUCAUCGUUAGCAGUGUUUCACCAUGUAAACGUGCCGAUUGAAAUAAGGUCUUCCAUUAUAAGAAAAGGAUGCAUGCAAGUAUCGGAUCUACAUAAAAUGAAUAAAUAAAUAUCUAAAAAACGUAAUUACCUGCUCACAAUAAAACGAUAUGACCAUCGUUUCUCCCGGAAUGUUAACGAAAUUUUAAACCACAUAAUUAACAUGUAACGUGUAAAAAUGUAUUAUAUAUCGUAAAUUAAUUAUUACCUACCAUUGUAGAUAGUGGGAAUUAAUAAUAAAUUUGUAUGGCAUUUAAAUGUUGCGUUUAUGUCGUUUAUGUAAAUAUCUAUAUGUAUAUCAAUUAGCUGCAACCGUUCGAAAAGCACACGGAAGUCAUACGAUGGUGCCAUGUCGAUGCCUCGCAAAUUCAAAAAGAAAAAAAAAAAAAAAAUUACCAGUAAGUAGAUCAGCCCACCCUCCAGUUCUGAAUUUAUUCUUAAGUUUUAACCAAAUUUCAUCCAAAACUGUAGUUACCACCGAUAUUAGUUGACUUUUAAAAUCUUGUGAUAAAUAUAGGUAUACACAGACUAUACAUAUACAUGUAAGUAUAAAUAUUCGAAUAGUUUUAUUUAACAGUUAUAUCACAUUACAUCUUUCCUGUACAGGGUUACUGCAGUUGUUUAUCAUGAAUGAACGAUCUGCGCAUGGUGUCUCAUCAUUAUUGCAUUUACUUAUAUAUUGUAAAUGUUGAAUUAUUAAAGGGGGUCUCUAAGCAAUGACAAGAUUUAUGGGCUGUUGCGUAUCGCAAUGCUGAGGUUGAGUGUUAAUAGCUUAUGAGUUUAAGUUGAAACUAUAAA
Neodiprion fabricii is the source of this 5142-nucleotide messenger RNA. RefSeq lists its product as uncharacterized. NCBI's taxonomy places the organism in Eukaryota, Metazoa, Arthropoda, Insecta, Hymenoptera, Diprionidae. The record is from RefSeq and is a predicted model, not a curated record. The transcript is spliced from 15 exons. Gene Ontology annotation, biological process: nucleotide-sugar metabolic process; ATP generation from poly-ADP-D-ribose; carbohydrate metabolic process. Bases 465 to 3254 code for a protein of 929 amino acids. Gene Ontology annotation, cellular component: nucleus; cytoplasm. Gene Ontology annotation, molecular function: poly(ADP-ribose) glycohydrolase activity.